GAGGUCAAAAUGAUCCUCAACUCUUCCACCGAAGAUGGUAUUAAAAGAAUCCAAGAGGACUGUCCCAAAGCUGGAAGGCACAAUUACAUAUUCGUCAUGAUCCCCACUUUAUAUAGUAUUAUCUUUGUGGUGGGAAUAUUUGGAAACAGCUUGGUGGUGAUUGUCAUUUACUUUUACAUGAAACUGAAGACUGUGGCCAGUGUUUUUCUUCUGAAUUUAGCACUGGCUGACUUAUGCUUUUUACUGACUUUGCCACUAUGGGCUGUCUACACUGCUAUGGAAUACCACUGGCCCUUUGGCAAUUACCUAUGUAAGAUUGCUUCAGCCAGCGUCAGUUUCAACCUCUAUGCCAGUGUGUUUCUACUCACAUGUCUAAGCAUUGAUCGCUACCUGGCUAUUGUGCACCCAAUGAAGUCCCGUCUUCGGCGCACAAUGCUUGUGGCCAAAGUCACCUGCAUCAUUAUUUGGCUGCUGGCUGGCUUGGCCAGUUUGCCAACUAUAAUCCACCGCAAUGUAUUUUUCAUCGAGAAUAUCAAUAUCACAGUUUGUGCUUUCCAUUACGAAUCCCAAAAUUCAACCCUCCCCGUAGGGCUGGGCCUAACCAAGAAUAUACUGGGUUUCUUGUUUCCUUUUCUGAUCAUUCUUACAAGUUAUACUCUUAUUUGGAAGACCCUAAAGAAGGCUUAUGAAAUUCAGAAGAACAAACCAAGAAAAGAUGAUAUUUUCAAGAUAAUUAUGGCAAUUGUGCUUUUCUUUUUCUUUUCCUGGGUUCCCCACCAAAUAUUCACUUUUCUGGAUGUAUUGAUUCAGUUGGGCAUCAUACAUGACUGUAAAAUUUCAGAUAUUGUUGACACCGCCAUGCCCAUCACUAUUUGCUUAGCUUAUUUUAACAAUUGCCUGAAUCCUCUCUUUUAUGGCUUUCUGGGGAAAAAAUUUAAAAAACAUUUUCUCCAGCUUCUGAAAUACAUUCCCCCAAAGGCCAAAUCCCACUCAACCCUGUCAACAAAAAUGAGCACGCUUUCCUACCGCCCCUCAGAAAAUGGAAGCUCAUCUACCAAGAAGCCUGUCCCAUGUAUUGAGGUUGAGUGA
Molecule: messenger RNA, 1089 nt
Organism: Mesoplodon densirostris (Blainville's beaked whale)
Lineage: Eukaryota; Metazoa; Chordata; Mammalia; Artiodactyla; Ziphiidae
Gene: AGTR1
Product: angiotensin II receptor type 1
Exons: 1
Coding region: 10-1089 (359 amino acids)
Biological process (GO): G protein-coupled receptor signaling pathway; regulation of vasoconstriction; immune response
Cellular component (GO): membrane
Molecular function (GO): angiotensin type II receptor activity
Source: RefSeq, a predicted model, not a curated record